AACAUGCUGUUCCACUGAGUAGCGCAUUCUUGGAUGACUGACAGCUGUGGUAAGCCCAGGCACAGAAAAGAUAUUACAACCAGUAGUUAGACUUCAUACUAGAGGUCGAAACGCGAGCUAUACCUACGCUCCUUGAACAUGGGGUGAUCGUAGGGUGAAGACAGUCGCGACUGUGCCGCGGUGACGAACGAACGCACGGUGUAUUAACAGAGUAAAGUGUAUUAAUAGUAUUAGAUUUUUUUAAUUAUGACCAGUAGGAAAUACUGUGCCGUUUUUGGAUGCAUGAAUUCAAAAUUAUCCCAUCCAGAGAUAACUUUUUUUAAGUUACCUGGAAACUCUGAAAGGUUAACUUUAAAAUAAAUUUACUUAUUAGUAGUGUGGAGGUAAUACCUAGAUGGCAUCACCGAAAUAAAUAUGUUUAAGAAUACGACCAAUCCUUCAAGAUCAUUGACGUAGUAUCAGCCUUAAUUACAUCAACCAAUCAAAAAACACGCAUUUUUAUUUAUCACUUCCCAUUUUACUACAAUUUACAAAGUAUUUUAUUUGUUUAUAUAAAAAAAGUUUAUUUACAAUCACAAAACUAAGUGGAAACACAAAGUUAGCAAAUGUAAUUAAAUUGCUGCAUGCGGGCAGCCCUAUGACAUGUUUACGUACCGCGCGGCUGUAGGUAUUUAUUUCAAAAAUACGGCCGAGUUAUUAUACUGGUUGUAAUAUCUUUACUGUGGCCCAGGCGUUCUUGAAAGUCUCUCAAUUAUUUUUGUCCAGAUAAAAAAUGAUUGAAAUGCGUUGCAAUCUGUUUACAUUUAUCCAACAGCAGCAACAGCAGUUGAAACAUAUUCAUUACCCGCCAAUGCAGAACGUAUACACAAUUGUAAUUAAUGUUGUUGUGGGUUUUCUUAUAAUAAAAAUCCUUUUAUUUCUUAUUAACUUUUGUGCACAGCGCAAACCGUCGGGCAAGAGAGAGCGAUGCUUGUCAUUGUUAAUGGUGACACAAUGGCAGUUGACAAUGUCAGCUGUCAUUGUGUUCCGAUUCACUCUAUUACAGAUGUAAUGUGCAAUCUAUGUAUAUCGUCAUUUUGGCAGCAGCAUCGAUUAUGGCAGCUAACUGUCGUCUAAUAACAACAAAGUCUCUUAAAUUACUAGCUGUGGACUUAGUAGAAGACCCACGCAUCAUUUCCUGUAUCUAUUUCUUUUAUUCGCUUCAAAAGAAUUAUUUCCACAGACCAAAACCUACUCGUUUAAGGUUGCCACAAAUGCCACAAGGGAUGCGUAAAUGCAUUUUCAACCUGCGAAUUCUAAUUAAAAAAAAAUACCGUAGGGAGGGCCACUUCGAUCCCCGCGCAGUUGCAACUCCCCCGCUGCCCGCGACAGACAUGAAUAAGUCACCGGACAGUACCGUAAGAACAGCCUUACCGCCGCGCACCCCCGCUGAGUUCCUAGCGCCGUACCAAAGUACGAGCGCAAUGCAAAUCCGCCAGCUCAAGCCUAUUACCGGCAUGGUGGGUUCGCAAAAGGAUACGCCAGCCCCCCAGCCCAAGCACCGCGACGCCCUUUCAUCGCACGCGCAGCCUGCGGCGAGAACAGGCGCAGUUCAUGCCCACCCACCAACGCCCACAACUAGCAUGGUGGGCCUACUACAAGAAGAUAAAAUAAGCACCGAGCUACGUACGCCCGCCGCUCGGCCAGCGCACCGCGACGCCCUCCCGCUGCACGCGCAGCCCGCCGCGAGCAGUGGAGCAGUUAGGCCUUACCCGGAAAUGACUCCAACUACGUCACAAGAGCGACACCCACUGCAGCCAUACCUACAGUCAGAUGCCACCACCAGCGAACCGGAUACCUCACCGAGAACUGCAAACGAACAAAACUCCCUCGAACGAGUCGUCAAAGCGGGCUCGUUCACGGAUAACAUUAACUAAUUCCUUGCGAUAUGGAUAAACCAGAGGCAACAAGAACUUGAUAGAGACAGAGCUCCGAAACUCACAGAAGCGGAACUGACCAAAAUUAAAAAGUCCCACCGUUACAGCAAGCUAUCGGCAGCACGCCCCACUCAAAAGGCAGAGGGCCGACACAGACCUACUGCCACCCACUAGGUAAAAACGAGGCGAACGCAACAUCAUCCAGUCGAGUGACGGCGCCAUUUUGUCAGCGUCGUCUGCGUAGUUUAAGCUUUCACUCAAGUCUCUUCAUUGCAUUUAAAAGUAAAACCAGUGCUAAAGUGAAUACCAAUUUCGUUUUCAAAUAAGUUAUAUCAUCACUCAGUGGCGUUAUUCGAGCAA
Molecule: messenger RNA, 2276 nt
Organism: Bicyclus anynana (squinting bush brown)
Lineage: Eukaryota; Metazoa; Arthropoda; Insecta; Lepidoptera; Nymphalidae
Exons: 2
Coding region: 1062-1916 (284 amino acids)
Source: RefSeq, a predicted model, not a curated record